Molecule: messenger RNA, 1513 nt
Organism: Dermacentor silvarum
Lineage: Eukaryota; Metazoa; Arthropoda; Arachnida; Ixodida; Ixodidae
Product: leukocyte elastase inhibitor
Exons: 6
Coding region: 106-1386 (426 amino acids)
Molecular function (GO): serine-type endopeptidase inhibitor activity
Source: RefSeq, a predicted model, not a curated record
UCUAUAGGGAGCCUACAUGCAACGCCGUUUACAUCUGCGAAAGUUUUAUUUUUUUAAUGACGUUCCGUACGUCUCCACGUGCCCGCCUCCUAUCGCGCGUCGCAGAUGAACGCCGACGGCUCGACCAAGUGCCACCAAGCGACCAGCGGCGGCGGCAGCACCAGUGGCCCGGGCGCCACCAACGCGACGGCCACCGGGGCGGCGACGCCCGUGACCGAACUGGACCGGGUGGUGGCGUACGCGAACCGCUUCUCCAUCAAGCUGUUCAAGCACGUGGCGGCGCUCGAUUCCCGCUCGACGGUGUGCAUCGGCCCGUUCGCCGUGUUCAAGACGCUGUGCAUGGCCUACGCCGCCGCUCAGGGAAACACCGAGCACCAGAUGGCCAAGGCGUUCAAGGUGAACAAGCGUUUCGAGAUGCACGGCGCUUUCCAGGUGCUCCUGUCGUUGAUACGCAACAAGGCGGCCGAGGUGCGCCAGGACAUGGCCUGUCACGCGUUCGUCGAGCGCAGCCUGCCGAUCGUACCGCAAUUCGAGGCCGUCCUCGAGAGAAAGUACGGGGCCGAGGUCCGCCGCGUUGACAUGAAGGACGAACCGGAUAGCGUCCGCGUGCAGGUCAACUCGACGGUCGAGAAAGAAACGUCGGGCGCCAUACCGCAGCUGCUGGUGAGCGGGGUCACCGACAUGGACACACGGCUCGUCUUCUGCGACUCGCUCUUCAUCAAGGCCAGCUGGGAGACCGUCUUCCCGGCUGCCGCCGCGGCGACCGAGAAGCACCCUUACACGGUGACCAGCAGCCGGUCCGGAAGCGGCGGCGUGGGCGGGGCCUCGGACCACGGACCCGAACUGAUCCGCAUCUCGGGAGUGUAUCGCCACUGCCGGGACUCCGAGAACAAGCUGCUAGCCGUCGAGGUGCCGCUGCGCGGCGGUCAGCUGAGCCUGUUGCUCUUCAUGGCGGACAACGCGCCCAGCCUGCGACGCUUCCACAAGCACCUCUCGCUCGAGCUGUACGAGCGGCUGCUCGACAAGCUGCAGGACACCGGCGAGCGCAUAUCGGUUCUGGUGCCGAAGAUGCACCUGGAGGAGAUGGUGCAGCCUUCGUACGUGCUCAAGCACAUGGGCUUCCUCGACCUGUUCGACGAGCACGCCAACCUGGCCGGCGUGGGCCAGGACCUGUUCGUCUCGGACAUCAUACACAAGGUGGCGCUGACGAUCGACACCACGGGCGUGACGGCGGCCACCGCGGUGUCGCUCUCGCUCACAAACUUCUACACCGAGGAGCUGCCCAAGGCGUACCGCGACGCGGCCAACACCCGGCCUUUCAUCUACAUCCUCAAGAACCAGGAGACGGACCUCAUACUUUUCGUGGGCGCCACCCAGGACAUAUGACGGUCGUGGCGUCCAAGUGCCGUGCACGGUAUAGCGCGCGUGCUCUUUCGAUGGUGGCGCCCCCACAUGGUUGCGACGGCCGUCACUUCGCAAAGGAACGUUAGGCUUCGUGCAGCUAGGGGCGGCG